This is a messenger RNA of Eucalyptus grandis, 3054 nucleotides long. RefSeq lists its product as uncharacterized. The coding region runs from base 489 to 2651 and encodes 720 amino acids. Gene Ontology annotation, biological process: regulation of DNA-templated transcription. Lineage: Eukaryota; Viridiplantae; Streptophyta; Magnoliopsida; Myrtales; Myrtaceae. Gene Ontology annotation, cellular component: nucleus. The transcript has 12 exons. The record is from RefSeq and is a predicted model, not a curated record.
AAAAGUGAUACUCAAUUUUCCUUUCCAACAUUGCCGCAUUACAUGAGUAAAUCAUCGGCAUCAAUCAUCUUCGUCCUUCGGACACGAAUCGCGCGAACAGUCGAAACCCACGACUUUAAUGGCGAAGAGGGGUGAAUAAUUAAGAGCAUCCGCAGCUCAAUUCAACGCUACGGAUUUGGGGCAUUAAUAAUCUUCGGAACAUCUUCAUUUUAGGACGGAUGAGACUGUCAUAAAUCCAUGGGCAUUUUCCCUCCUUUUCUUUUCUGGCACAUCCCCCUCCAAUCCGACAAAAUCCCCCAGCCAGCGCACUGUCCGAACGAGGAAAAACUGCGAAGCGCGCUUUUCGUUUUCGACUCUUUUCACGCCCCUGAAAAGCAAACAUUUCGAGAGAGAGAGAGAGAAAUAGAGUUGGCGCCAACUGGCGAAGAGGGAAUGGGGAGGAACUCCAAAUUUCAAAUCUCUUCCAAAUCCAGAAUUCGUAUUAUUUAAUGAGAAGACUCGUGCUUCGAUGCGACUUUUCUCUGCAAGGAGUCGCUCCAGCCCACGUAAAGCAGAGAUCCCAUCCCAUCGUUGGCUUUUCCGAUCUCUCUCUCUCUUCUCCGUCUUUCUCUCUCUCUGCGUCGGAGCGGAAGACGCAGCGUCGUCCCGCAUGGCCGUCCCUUCUAGCUCGCCAGAGUCGCCAGAGCGAGGUCUCUCCCUGUGCGCGGAAGGAGAAGAGCCAGAGCCAGAGCCAGAGCCAGAGCAAGAGGAAGGAGGGCGACGGCGGCGGCGGCGACGGGUCGAGCAUUGCUAAGCGCAACAGCAACCCCGGAGUUCGAGUCGUCGGGGGCCGAAUCUACUGCCCUUUUAAUGGCAAGACGUGCCACCAGUGCCGUCAGAAGACGUUGGAUUUCACAGCUGCUUGCAGAAACAUGAAAGGAGACAAGCAGUGUACCAUUAAGUUUUGUCACAAGUGCCUCUUGAACAGAUAUGGAGAGAAAGCGGCAGAUGUGGCAGUGUUGGAGGACUGGAAAUGCCCUAAAUGCAGAGGCAUUUGCAACUGUAGCUUUUGCAUGAAGAAAAGGGGUCACAAACCCACUGGUAUAUUAGUACACACGGCUAAAAAGACUGGAUUUUCCUCUGUCUCUGAGAUGUUGAAUGUCGGAGGUCCUGAUAGCCUUGAUCUCAACAAGCCCGCAAACCCUGUAGAUGUCUCAUCAUUGAAUUCUGAUUCAGACGAGAACCUUGCUGUUCUCUCACCAAGAAAACGGGGAAAGGAGAAUUCUUCUGAUCGCAACAUUGACCUGAAUUUGAAGUUGGAUAGUUCAACAGCCAACUCUGAUAAGAAGUCUUCGAAGAAAAGAAAAUCUGAUGACCUAAAUGAAAUGCACAAUACCGAUGUUGAUGAUGAAUCUAUUCUGAAGGACAGAACCCUGAAGAAACCUAGUGACAGUGACAAAGUUUCUGAUAGGGAGGUACAACGCAAUAAGAAGAACAAGCGUGGGGUUAAAGUGAGAAAGAACAUGAUGGUAGAUGUGUCCAGUGGUAUAUCUUCUGAUCUCGUUAAUGAAGAGAAACCCAACGUGGGACAGGAUGCUGCAGGAUCACUGGCUGCAAGAGCCUAUCAAGCUGCAGUGAAAAGUAAGUCUACUGCAGAUCCAGUUAAGGUCAAUGGCGAUUCUGCGAUCCUUCAGAAGGAGUUGCAUGCUGACAUCCCGCUGCCAGAAGGCAUCCUCUUGACUGGUGUGGCUGGUGUUGAGUUGCCUUCUGAGGUCACUGGAGACGCAUUGCAAUUUUUGGAAUUUUGUGCUGCUUUUGGCAAGGUCCUUGAUAUCAGAAAAGGAGAAGCUGAAUCUAUACUUAGAGAAUUAACAUGUGGGAGAAGGCGGCGCCAUGGGCAGGCCUCUUUAAUUGUUCGAUUUCAUAUCCAAUUGAUUUCUUUGAUACUGAAGGAUAUGGGGGAUGAGUCUCCAUCUAUCACUUCGGCGGAUGAUAGGAAUUCAUGGUUGCAAGCUAUUGGGAAAUAUCUCUCCGACUCUAAAUGUCCAUUUGAAGACUUUCCUCUUGGUUGCCUUGAUAAAGGUGCUGAUGGAUAUGAUGAAUUAGACCUAUCAAAAAAGCUUAGGCUUUUAAAUUUUCUUUGUGAUGAAGCUCUGAGUACGGAAAACCUGAGGGGAUGGAUAGAAGAGCAGAAUCUGCAAUAUGUUGAAAAUGGAAAGGAAACAAGAGGAAAGCUUCUUGAAGUGAAGGACAAGGAGAAACUUUUAAAGCAGAAGAUGAAGAAUGAGGUGGCUGAAGCUAUUAUCGCAAAAAAUGGUGUUCCUCUUUCAUUUUCAGAGCAUGAUGCUAUUGUGUCACAAGUAAAACAUGAAAUCACCCAGGUUCAAGCUGAGAUGCUGGAGAUGAGCAGGAUAUCCAAGAAGGGGCAGAGAUCAGAUGCCGUUAGAACAGAGCCUGUCAUUGUGGAUGGCCAGGGGCAUACCUUUUGGAAGUUGAAAGUGUACAAAGGUGAACCUGAUGUAUUGCUUCAAGAUGUUAUAAAGCGUGAUUCAGUUGUAGCAGAAGAAAAAUGGACUGUCUUUGAUUCAGAAAAGAAACAAGAAAUUGACAGAUACAUCUCUUCAGUGGUAAAAAGAUCCAGUAUUCAAAAGAUCUACCCAUGCACUAACUGAUUCUUGAGAGCUGACGCAAAGAGAACGUGUCUUGACGACUCAUGGGCUCAGCCUGCCAAAACCCUUUUUGGCCCCCUGUAGUAACAGUUGAAAGAGGAGUCCAUUUUGUAGCCGCUGUACGACUCCUGGAAAUCAGGAAGCGACAUGUCGCCCUGUUCUAGCUGUGAUCUUUAACCUGUAAUGCAAUUGCAAUGUAGUAUAAUUCGUUUGGGUAAUCUGAUACGGCAUCAGCCAUUGUCUUAUGGACAGGGUUGGAGUUCUUUUUUUUUAAUCUUUUUUCCUUCUGAAAAGACCAAGCUGCACCUGAUUUGAAGAAUAUUCACUAAAGAAAGACUAAAUUCGAACCAAGGUCGCACUCCUCUCUCCUCCACACCCUGUCUAUUCCAAAGCUAGUCAUUGCUGA